GAUUACGGGAUGAAAAAUUAACUUGGCACUGUUGGGGGUGGGAAUGCGGACGGCUGCCCUGGAUGCCCGGUCUUCAGCCUCCGGUCACUUUCCUUCCCCAAAGCCAUUUUAGUCAAAGGUCAUGUGUGAGUCUUGUCAAAGGCCAGCUUCCAAUGGAAUCAUUGUCCCCCGGGACAGCGGCCCCCUGACUACAUCUGCAUUGGAGAAAUCCCAAAAGCAAACGGCCCAGUGCAAACAAGAGCAGCCCGAGGCAGCCGUCCCGGGGCAGAGCUCACAGCAGAGGCCGCGUCCGCAGCGCCCGGGCCGGAGCAGGCGCCCAGACGGCCGCAGCAAUGAGCCGCCGCGCCGAGCGGGUACGGUAAUAUCCCUGUUCACUUUUGCUGUUGGGGUCAAUAUCUGCUUAGGAUUCACAGCAAAUCGAAUUAAGAGGGCAGAAGGAUGGGAUGAAGGCCCUCCUACAGUGUUAUCAGACUCCCCCUGGACCAACACCUCUGGAUCUUGCAAGGGCAGAUGCUUUGAACUUCAAGAGGUUGGACCCCCUGAUUGUCGGUGUGACAACCUGUGUAAGAGCUACAGCAGCUGCUGCCAUGACUUUGAUGAGCUUUGUUUGAAGACAGCUGGCGGCUGGGAGUGUACUAAGGACAGAUGCGGAGAAGUAAGAAAUGAAGACAAUGCUUGUCACUGCUCAGAGGACUGCUUGGCCAAGGGAGACUGCUGUACUAAUUACCAAGUGGUUUGCAAAGGAGAGUCCCAUUGGGUAGAUGAUGACUGUGAGGAAAUAAAGGCCCCAGAAUGUCCUGCAGGGUUUGUCCGCCCUCCAUUAAUCAUCUUCUCUGUGGAUGGUUUCCGUGCAUCGUACAUGAAGAAAGGCAGCAAGGUCAUGCCUAACAUUGAAAAACUAAGGUCUUGUGGCACUCACUCUCCCUACAUGAGGCCCGUGUACCCGACAAAAACUUUCCCUAACUUAUACACUUUGGCCACUGGCCUAUAUCCAGAAUCACAUGGAAUUGUUGGCAAUUCAAUGUAUGAUCCUGUAUUUGAUGCCACUUUCCAUCUUCGAGGGCGAGAGAAAUUUAAUCAUAGGUGGUGGGGAGGUCAACCGCUAUGGAUUACAGCCACCAAGCAAGGGGUGAAAGCUGGGACCUUCUUCUGGUCUGUGAUGAUCCCUCAUGAGCGGAGGAUAUUAACCAUCCUGCAGUGGCUCACUCUGCCAGACAACGAAAGGCCUUCAGUCUAUGCCUUCUAUUCCGAACAACCUGAUUUCUCUGGACACAAAUAUGGCCCUUUUGGCCCUGAGAUGACAAAUCCUCUGAGGGAUAUUGACAAAACAGUGGGGCAAUUAAUGGAUGGACUGAAACAACUAAAGCUGCAUCGCUGUGUAAAUGUCAUCUUUGUUGGAGACCAUGGAAUGGAAGAUGUCACAUGUGAUAGAACCGAAUUCUUGAGCAAUUACCUAACUAAUGUGGAUGACAUUACUUUAGUGCCAGGAACUCUAGGAAGAAUUCGACCCAAAUUUAGCAAUAAUGCUAAAUAUGACCCUAAAGUCAUUAUUGCUAAUCUCACGUGUAAAAAACCAGAUCAGCACUUUAAGCCUUACAUGAAACAGCACCUUCCCAAACGUUUGCACUAUGCCAACAACAGAAGAAUUGAGGACAUCCAUUUACUGGUGGACCGAAGAUGGCACGUUGCAAGGAAACCUUUGGAUGUUUAUAAGAAACCAUCGGGAAAAUGUUUUUUCCAGGGAGACCAUGGAUUUGAUAACAAGGUCAACAGUAUGCAGACUGUUUUCGUAGGUUAUGGCCCAACAUUUAAGUACAAGACUAAAGUGCCUCCGUUUGAAAACAUUGAACUUUACAAUGUUAUGUGUGAUCUCCUGGGAUUGAAACCAGCUCCUAAUAAUGGGACUCAUGGAAGUUUGAACCAUCUCCUGCGUACUAACACUUUCAGACCAACCAUGCCAGAGGAAGUUACCAGACCCAAUUACCCGGGGAUUAUGUACCUUCAGUCUGACUUUGACCUGGGCUGUACCUGUGAUGAUAAGGUAGAGCCAAAGAACAAAUUGGAUGAACUCAACAAACGCCUUCAUAUAAAAGGGUCUACAGAAGAGAGACACCUCCUCUAUGGACGGCCUGCAGUGCUUUAUCGGACUAGAUAUGAUAUCUUGUAUCACACUGACUUUGAAAGCAGUUAUAGUGAAAUAUUCCUAAUGCCACUCUGGACAUCGUACACUGUUUCCAAACAGGCUGAGGUCUCUGGCAUCCCUGAACACCUGACCAAUUGCGUCCGGCCUGAUGUCCGUGUUUCUCCGAGUUUCAGUCAGAGCUGUUUGGCCUACAAAAAUGAUAAACAGAUGUCCUAUGGAUUCCUCUUUCCUCCUUAUCUGAGCUCUUUGCCAGAAACCAAAUAUGAUGCAUUCCUUGUAACCAAUAUGGUUCCAAUGUAUCCUGCUUUCAAACGAGUCUGGAAUUAUUUCCAAAGGGUUCUGGUGAAGAAAUAUGCUUCAGAAAGAAAUGGAGUUAAUGUGAUAAGUGGACCAAUUUUUGACUAUGACUACGACGGCUUACAUGACACACAAGACAAAAUCAAACAGUAUGUGGAAGGCAGUUCUAUUCCUGUUCCAACUCACUACUACAGUAUCAUCACCAGCUGCCUGGAUUUCACCCAGCCCGCCGACAAGUGUGACGGCCCCCUCUCUGUCUCCUCAUUCAUCCUUCCUCACAGACCAGACAAUGAUGAAAGCUGCAAUAGCUCAGAGGAUGAGUCCAAAUGGGUAGAAGAGCUUAUAAAGAUGCACACGGCUCGGGUGCGGGACAUUGAACAUCUUACCAGUCUGGAUUUCUUCCGCAAGACCAGCCGCAGCUAUCCAGAAAUUCUGACGCUAAAGACAUACCUGCAUACAUAUGAGAGCGAGAUUUAACCUUCUGAUCCUCUGCGGUGCAGUCUUAUCAACUGGUGUAUAUUUUUAUAUUAUUUUUGUAUUUAUUAAUUUGAAACCAGGACAUUAAAAAAAGUUAGUAUUUUAAUCCUGUACCAAAUCUGACAUAUUACGCCUGAAUGACUCCACUGUUUUCCCCUAACGCUCGAUAUAGGUAGUCUUGUGUUCUGAGUAGAGCUUGUAAUAAUUACUGCAGCUUGCAUUUUUAGUGGAAGCUUCUAAAUGGUGCUGCACAUUUGAUAUCUGCAUUGAGGAAAUAUCAAUUUUUCAAUGCUCAGUUGCCACAUUUAGUCCUGUACUGUAUUGAAAUACUGAUUUUGUAAAGUUGCAUUCACUUACUGUUAAUUAUGACAGACAUAUUUAAGCCUUAUAGACCAAUCUUAAAUAUAAUAAAUCACACAUUCAGUUUU
Molecule: messenger RNA, 3345 nt
Organism: Lagenorhynchus albirostris (white-beaked dolphin)
Lineage: Eukaryota; Metazoa; Chordata; Mammalia; Artiodactyla; Delphinidae
Gene: ENPP2
Product: ectonucleotide pyrophosphatase/phosphodiesterase 2
Exons: 25
Coding region: 122-2917 (931 amino acids)
Biological process (GO): immune response; estrous cycle; phosphatidylcholine catabolic process
Molecular function (GO): zinc ion binding; nucleic acid binding; calcium ion binding
Source: RefSeq, a predicted model, not a curated record